GACCGGUAAAAUUAUCUCCUCCCAGCUGGUAGCUGAAGGCAAAAUGUCCUAUACAUCUCCAUUGCUGAUAAACUUAGCUUCAGGUGUGUUGGGUCUGCUUUAUGGGACUGGUGAUGAGACUCAUCCCGGUGGUCUCUAUCUGGCCCGCCUCGAUGAUCUACUUGGCGGCCGGUUUUCACAGCAAGUAAGUACAGCCUGUAAUACAUGUGACUUAAGUGACCACCUAUAA
This is a messenger RNA of Protopolystoma xenopodis, 229 nucleotides long. NCBI's taxonomy places the organism in Eukaryota, Metazoa, Platyhelminthes, Monogenea, Polystomatidea, Polystomatidae. The record is from the annotation of a GenBank genome assembly.